AGUUGUGGACACGGAGCUGCGGCGGACACACGGACAGACCGAGCGCGAGGCGAACAGACACGCGACGUUAUACACAGAGAGCGACCCGACCCGACCCGACCCGACUCGGGACCCGGUCAGACGGCGCGGCGGCCCGGAACUCGCGCAUCACACAGCGGUUCGGUGGCGGAACUGCCCGCGGCUCGCUGACUGGAUACCGGAGGGAUUGGAGAAGCUGCUGGUAACCGGACGGAAGGAGACAGGUAGCCGUCAGGUGUUUCAGAGGCUCACAAAGACUGAUAGCCGAGAGAUCCGUCAAAGCCGCUCAGCAUGGUUGACCUCACUUGGAGGUCGUAUCUGCUGCUCAUCAAUGUGUCGAUAUGGGCCGUGAGUGCCUGGAUGCCGGCGCCCCAGUCCUUCACAUUCAACGACCUGAGCAUCGGGCACGAGGAUCUGAUCCAGCGGAUUUUCACGGAGGUGUUUUUCUCGGUGCCGGGUACGGAGAAGAAGGUGCUGCUGCAGGCGGCCAAGGCGUCCGAGGUGCAGCCCACCGCCGCCCACAGCACUAACGUCUCAGAGAUUUUGAGCUCGCUCCCGCCUCAGAAGCUGUCGGAGGAGAGCGCCCAGGGCGUGGUACAGGCCCUCCCUGUCGACCACGUCUCCACCGAGGAUCUCCUCUGGAACGUCUACAACAAGGAGAUUGAACGGUUCGUCUCCGAGAUGGGCGCCAGGUCGGGCAGAUCGGACACCGGCUACCCCAAGGUCAGCCAAGGUCACCUGAAGCUCAUGCUGGAGAAUGUAUUCAAGCUGCCCCGCUCCGACGACCGGGACGCAGAGCUGAAGAGUGCAAUUCGGAUGUACAUCACGAGGAAGAUGUACUCGUACAACAUGCUGUCCGUCAACCACGUCUUCCAGUUCGCGCCGACUGACCUGGAGGCGCUGGCAGAGAAGCUGGAUGCCAAGGAUAACCUGGACGCAGCGUUGGAGGUGCAGGCCCAGGGACCGGAGGAGCCCAUCGGCGUGAAUGUGGUGGGCGUGCUGCCCGGCCGGCGCUGGGGCACCCCCGACGACAAGCUGCUCAUCGUCGGAGCGCACUACGACACCGUACCGGAUACGCCUGGUCUGGACGAUAACGGCUCGGGCGUGGUGGCGCUGCUGGAGGCGGCGCGCGCCCUCUCCGAGGGCGGCUGUCGCCCUGAGUUCAGUGUGCUGUUCGUGGCCUUCGACCUGGAGGAGCAGGGCGGCGCCGGCUCGCUGGCCUUCAUCCACCACGUGCUGUACACGGAGGUCCUGGCGCCGGCCGGCUGGCCCGCCGUCCAGGGCGCCUUUAUCUUGGACACAGUGAUGAACUACAACACCACGCCCAGCGCCCAGUCGGUGCCCAUUGCCUGGAUGGAGCAGCUGAGAGGGACGGUGGACCGGAUCGACCGGCGCGGCGGGCGCGGCGACUUCCUGGCCGCCAUCUACCGGCGGCCCGUGGAGGAGCAGCUGGUGGACGCCUUCAGCGCCCACUACAGCACGCUCAGGGACUCGUACAAGUUCUCCAUGGAGCGGUUCGACGUCGACCUGCCCGCCAAAAAGCCGAGCGAUGAGGUGCUGUUCAAGCACAUGGACCUGAUGCGCUCCGACCACAGCCGAUUCUGGUACGUGAGCCGCGGCUCCCAGAACCAGACAGAGGCGCCGGAGACGAUCCCCGCCGUGCUGCUGACCGACACGGGCCCGUACCGCGGCGCCAUGGCCGCCUGCUACCACUCGCCCUGCGACGACCUGCCGCAGCUGCUGCAGGCCGGCCCCGAGAACCUGCCCUUCCUGGCGCACACCACGCAGGCGCUGGUCAACACGCUGGUCGACCUCAGUGGCGCCACCUGCAGCGGCCGGCCGCUCACCGAGCCGCCGCCGCCGCUGCCAUCUGUCGGCAAAAAGGCGAAAUGAGAUGCAUAUCCUGACUGAGGGUUUGGUAGAUUGACUCGGACGGUUGGCUGUUGGCUUCGUGAUUGGUCGUUGACUGGGGGGGAGGGGACAGGGAGAGGUGGAAAACUGCGUCAUCUUCGUUAUGUAUUUUUAUAUUUGUGGUUUGUUGAAUAUUGCAUAUAGUUGAUCCAUGGCACAGACGGGAUGUGGGGAUUCCGGCUGCGCUUACCCAUGCAUGAUGCAAUGCGUGAGAACGGCGUAGUGGAGCCACAUGACUUGGGCCAAACUUCCCCAGGUCCAGACUCCAGGCCUUUCUUUCCCAGCCGCCUUUCCCAGCGAAGUUGGCUGGUGAAUUAUUUACAUAGCUGCGCAGUGGCCAAUAUAUUUAGCUGGGGAGGACAUCCGCCUCUUCAGCUGGUUUAAAAGGUCAUGACCUUUCAAAUCAUGUUACGGACUAUGUUACGGACAUGAAUGUCCGUAGCAUAGUUAGAAGUUUGUGCGCCGAUCUAAGCUGGAUUUAUUAGUAUCUUAUUGUGGUGUGGUACAUAGUACAUACCACCGACAAUGACUAGCCUCAAUAUAAAAGUUACCAGAUAUUACGUGAUUAUGGUAAGGAUACAAUCACCAGGGUAUUUUGGAAUGAGGCGAAUAUGACACUUACAAUGAUAAUCACUCAUCACCGAAUUAUCAUUAAUCUGACCGAUGAGAUAUGCCCCAAAUACCGUGACCUUUCCUAUUCAUUGAAAGAUGCAAUCUCAGUUUUACUUUACCUUAUUUUAACGAUCAAUGACUCAAUCAACCGUAGACCUUGCA
Amphibalanus amphitrite is the source of this 2703-nucleotide messenger RNA. RefSeq lists its product as uncharacterized. NCBI's taxonomy places the organism in Eukaryota, Metazoa, Arthropoda, Thecostraca, Balanomorpha, Balanidae. Bases 310 to 1911 code for a protein of 533 amino acids. The record is from RefSeq and is a predicted model, not a curated record. Gene Ontology annotation, biological process: proteolysis. The transcript is spliced from 10 exons. Gene Ontology annotation, molecular function: metalloexopeptidase activity.